AUGGCAAGAAGAAUCGAGCAAAGUCCCACCAUAACAAUAGAAGGGAUUAGUGAGUCAUCAAAAAGACCAUAUUCAAGCAAUUAUCACGAAAAGUUUAGUAAACAAGAGAUAAAUAUGAUUGGGAAAAAAGGAAGAGAGGAGCUUAAAUAAAGUUCUCAAUGAUGUUCAUGGAGGAAAGCCUAUAUUUGAGUACCCAGUAUUGUCAUUUGAUCGAGAGAAUAAUCAAGCUAAUCUCUCAGUAGAUGACUUAAACUCCCACCAUACUUCUGUUGGCAAGAAACUGUGGAAGUAUCUCAGCAAAGACAUUCUGGAUAAGUACAAGUCUGUGGAGAAAGUCCAUGCAAUCAAUAUUUGCCAUAGUCGAAAGAAGUAUGAGGAAAGGGAGAAAAGACUCCUUUCUAAGUUUACAUAUGGCAAAUAUGUGGAAGAGCUUAGAGAAGAGCAUCAUAUUGAUCAGAAGAGGCGUAAGAAGCUCUAUAGAAAACGACUUAUGUCAAAGAAUUUCAGAGAAUCAGGAUCGAUGAAAAGACGUAACUCUAGAAGGGGGAGCAUCAACUUAAAGUUCAUUGAAGGGUUACAUCACCAAAAGGAUUCUGAGUCAGGUAGUUCACGAAGACGUGGGCUUAGCAAGGAGUUUGGAAAUUCCAAACCUGGAGACAAGGAAAAUUCAUCAGAUAAUUUCUCUGAUUUUUCAAGAGACCAUUCCAAAACUGUAGAUGAUCCCUUCAAUAAGUCUCAUCCUAAUCCUGAAGAGCUUGAGCAAACUGUUGUAAAGGAACUUGAAGAUGAGGAUAAUAUUUCUGAUCAAUUGAGUCAGAAGAAAUUACAUAGAAGAAAGUCUCUAAAGAAAAGUAGCUUUAAAUUACGAAAGAGUCAGAGCAAAGGCAAGUAUGUUUCUUCCUUUUCCAAAGAUGCAAGGAGCAAGAAGGACCCUCAAGGGGUGAUCAGACUCCAGAAGGCAAUAUCUGGGGAUAAAAAGAAGCAUAAAUAAGACAUCUCCUACAAAAGUGCUGAUUCCAAAGGUCAAGAAGCUGAGGAAAUAAGUUAUUCUAUAAUCUACAAGAUGUAGGGUAUCUUAACUCAUUAGGCCAGCGGAUGAAGAUACCUGAGCUUCCGAGGAUGGUGUUUAUCAAACCUAGAGUUGUAUCUUUCAAGAAACGAGAGAGGCCUUGCACGGCUGCAAGCUCUAACAACAGGAGAAGCAUUAGUAAAGGAAGUAAUAAGUCACACAAGAAGCCACUAAGGUACGCAAAGACGGCUAAGAAUGAUUAUUGGGAUGGAUACUCUUCCAAAAAUAUGAGAUCAAGGCAAAGCCAAAGCACUUUUGAGAAAAGGUCACAAUCCAUGAGGAAGAGACUGCAUGAAAUUGAGAAGGCAAUGUUUCCAUAAUUUUUGAGGGAUUCGUGAUUUGAGACAAUUUUCAAUAUGAUUUUUA
Molecule: messenger RNA, 1435 nt
Organism: Moneuplotes crassus
Lineage: Eukaryota; Ciliophora; Spirotrichea; Euplotida; Euplotidae
Source: the annotation of a GenBank genome assembly